UGACGCUUCAAGUCAGUUAUGAACGAUCUUCUGCAUCAGGCACGAGAACUCGUUGGACCAGCCUAUGACGGUCUUUGUUGAGGCCGACCUGAUUGCCGUGUGGCCUUGCUCCUGCUGACAACCAUCCUCUCCUGCUACCCGUCUCGCCGUCUACAUGACCAGCCUCGUGCCUUCUUGCUGAGUAUCUGACUACUUGUUGCUCCUUCUCUGGUUGAUCAGGUGCCAUGAAGCUGCCUGCUUCUCUCUCGUUUCCUUCUUUGCGUCGAUUUUCCCCUUUGCCCAUCUCACCCAUUCCCCAUCACAGGCCCGUCCAGCCGCUUAUUUGGUAUUUGGCACAUUAUCGUUAUCAUUCUGCUUUAUCACGAGCUCGACUCAUCCCACAGUCACUUGGACCAGUCAUCCUUAGGACCUUUUCCAUCAUGCCCAAGGGAAAGGACAAGUCAAUCAUGGACCUCGUCGAUCAAAAGGUCAACGAAUCCGCUCUCGAAACCCAAUCUCGCAAAGAUGCCAAUUUUGAAACCAUCGAGGCCAAACUACCCAAACGCUGGAGCAAGACCGAGAUGAGCUUCAUCGACAAAGGCACUAGUCUCUUCGGUUCGAAGAACCCCUUCGGCAAGAAAGCGGACCCCAAGGACAACAUAGUAUGGCUCCUGGACAACACAGCAUACCGACCGAUCAAGCCGGGAAAAGACUCUGUGCAGCCUUGGCAAGCGGAAUUUGUGGCCUGUUUUUUCCGUGAAGGCCGCAAGGACUUGACCAAAUAUGUUAGUUCCAUCGCCGACUUGGUCGGGUUGGACGGCAAGGCUGGCGUUGAUGAUGCGGCCAGAAAGAGGAUCGAAGAACGCAUCAAGUCAUUUGUUAUGGCCAUUGCUCCUGCCCGCACAAUGCAGAUCAAGAUUCCCUGCCCGGGUCCGACUGGAAUCCCUCACAAACGCGUUCUUGGGCCCUCCAACCCCAAUGGAAUCAGCAGUCAGACCUUGCUCACUGGUGGUGCAGACGAUGCGGAUGGAAAGACGGUGGUCUGUACCAGCGAAGGCGAUGUCUUCCCAGACUUGAAAUCCAAUACACGAUUUGUUGGCCCCGAAGGUUGGGGUAUCAUUUCGGAUAUCGACGACACAGUGAAAGUGACCAUGACUUCCAGUCCUACUGGUAUUCUGCAGUCAACUUUCGCCGACAUCCCCAAGACUACACCAGGAAUGCCGGAAUUCUACAAGGUUCUUAACGAGUCUUUGAAAUCUCCGGCCUGGUUCUAUCUGUCAGCUUCGCCGUAUAACCUGUACCCCUUCCUCCACGACUUCCUCCACUCCAACUACCCACAGGGGACACUGAUUCUGCGAGAUUCUUCGUGGAUGUAUCUGGGCGGCCUCUUGCAGUCUCUCACUCAGGGUGUGAAAGACUACAAGACUGAUCGCAUCGAAAAGAUCCGAUCCUGGCUUCCGAACCGCAAGUUCGUCUGUAUCGGUGAUUCAACGCAAUCUGACCCGGAGGCAUACGCUGCGAUGUACGCCAAAUAUCCUGACUGGAUCAAGGCAAUCUAUAUUCGGAAGGUUAUCGAAGCCCCUCACAUGGAAGCGAAGAACAAGAACCAAAGGUUCAUCGACGCGUUCAAAGAUGUUCCUGACCAGGUGUGGAGGGUGUUUGUGGACCCGAAAGAGCUGGCAGAUCACAUCAGACAUGUAGCCGGCGUUGCACAUGCGGGUAUGGUUGGCAAUCUGCUGGGUCUCUAGUGCCAGACCGAGCAUGGGAAACGAACGCCGUCGCGAUCCCAAGCUCAAACGCCCCAGACCCGGACCCCGGAAGCGAGAACGCCGCUCCGCUCGCCGAGCCCUGCGCCAAAGGUCUGACAUCGUUUGGUAAGGAUCGUGCGGCCCUACCAAAUUGAAUCUCGACCCCGGGCUCCAACGCCACCUGCGAACAAUCCCCGUCCUAGAGCCUCAUAAAGGCGAAAAGGUGGUAUCAUGGUGGGGUCUCUCAACGAAGGAAUGCUUCACCUAGAAACGAUACCCGAACACGCGAAUGAAGACUGUGGUGUUGCGGCAUUGUUGUAU
Molecule: messenger RNA, 2048 nt
Organism: Cladophialophora immunda
Lineage: Eukaryota; Fungi; Ascomycota; Eurotiomycetes; Chaetothyriales; Herpotrichiellaceae
Exons: 2
Coding region: 225-1727 (500 amino acids)
Cellular component (GO): actin cortical patch
Molecular function (GO): phosphatidate phosphatase activity
Source: RefSeq, a predicted model, not a curated record